AUGCUCCGAUACCGUCUGCUGAUGCCUCCUCUGGUCCAGGCCAUCUUCAAUGGAGACCCUGAGGAGAUACGCAUGCUCAUCUACAAAUCGGAAGACAUCAACGCUCUGGAUGCAGAGAAGCGCACCCCGCUCCAUGCUGCAGCCUUCCUGGGUGAUGCAGAGAUCACUGAGCUUCUUAUCCUCUCCGGGGCGCGGGUCAACGCCAAAGACAGUAUGUGGCUCACCCCUCUCCACCGCGCGGUGGCAUCCUGUAGUGAGGAGGCGGUUCGUGUGCUGAUCCGUCACUCUGCUGAUGUGAACGCGCGGGAUAAGAACUGGCAGACGCCGCUUCACGUUGCCGCUGCCAACAAGGCCCUGCGCUGUGCUGAAGUCAUCAUCCCGCUGCUGAGCAGCGUCAACGUGUCGGACCGCGGGGGGCGCACCGCCCUGCAUCACGCCGCCCUCAACGGGCACACUGAGAUGGUUAACCUGCUGCUGGCUAAGGGAGCCAACAUCAAUGCCUUCGAUAAGAAAGAUGGCCGCGCCCUGCACUGGGCGGCUUAUAUGGGACAUCUGGAUGUAGUGUGUCUGCUAGUCAGCCAGGGGGCAGAGGUCAGCUGUAAGGACAAGCGAGGUUACAGCCCCCUACACACGGCCGCUUCUAACGGUCAGAUCGCUGUGGUCAAACACCUGCUCAACCUGGCUGUGGAGAUAGAUGAGGCCAAUGCGUUUGGUAACACGGCUCUGCACUUGGCCUGUUUCAACGGUCAGGAUGCUGUGGUCAGUGAGCUGAUAGACUACGGGGCUAACGUCAGCCAGCCCAACAACAAGGGUUUCACCCCUCUGCACUUCGCUGCAGCCUCCACCCACGGAGCUCUCUGUCUGGAGUUCUUGGUCAACAACGGGGCUGACGUCAACGUGCAGAGUCGGGAUGGGAAGAGCCCCCUCCACAUGACAGCGGUCCACGGCCGCUUCACUCGCUCCCAGACACUCAUCCAGAAUGGUGGGGAGAUUGACAGUGUGGACAAGGAAGGAAACACUCCUCUUCACAUCGCUGCUCGCUAUGGUCACGAGCUCCUCAUUAACACACUCAUCACCAGCGGAGCCGACUGCACAAGGUGUGUACGAGGGGUCCAUGGUAUGUUUCCUCUGCACCUGGCUGCUAUGAACGCCCACUCAGACUGCUGCCAGAAGCUGCUCUCUUCAGGCUUUCAGAUCGACACCCCUGAUGCACUGGGGAGGACCUGCCUGCACGCUGCCGCCGCCGGAGGUAAUGUGGAGUGUGUGAAGUUGCUUCUGAGCAGCGGUGGGGACCACAACCGGAGGGACAAGUGUGGCAGGACCUCUCUCCACUAUGCGGCAGCCAGUCGUCACUACCAGUGCCUGGAGACCCUGGUGUCGUGUGGGACCUGCAUUAAUGCCACUGACCAGUGGGGGCGCUCUGCUCUGCACUACGCUGCUGCUUCCGACCUGGACAGAAGGCGACGUCAGGCUCUGGAGCCAGAGAGUGAAGGGGUGCAAGCAGAGAAGGAGAAGGAGGCUGCGCUAUGUCUAGAAUUCCUUUUGCAAAGUGGUGCUACUGCCUCUCUGAAGGAUAAGCAGGGCUACAGUCCUGUCCACUAUGCUGCAGCCUAUGGCCACAGACACUGCCUGGAGCUGCUGUUGGACAGAGACGAGAGUCACCAGGAGGACCCAGACUUUCUGGGUGCCAGGAGCCCCCUGCACCUUGCUGCAUACCACGGCCAUGCACAGGCUCUGGAGGUGUUGCUGCAAGGGGAGAGGGAGGUAGACCAGGGGGACGAGGCUGGUCGUACUCCCCUGGCCCUAGCGUCCCUCAGGGGCCACACUGACUGCGUCCACACCCUUCUCAGCCAGGGGGCCUCGCCACGCACCACGGACACCAACAGGGGACGCACCCCGGUACACCUAGCAGUGAUGAAUGGUCAUAUGUCGUGUGUCCGCCUCCUUCUGGACGACCAGGAUAGUGCAGACCUGGUGGACACGACAGACUCUCAGGAACAGACUCCUCUGAUGCUUGCGGUGGCAGGGGGACAUGUGGACGUUGUGUCUCUGCUGCUGGAGAGAGAGGCUGCUGUAGAUACAGCAGACAACCAUGGCCUGACCGCCCUGCACUUGGGGUUGCUGUGUGGUCAGGAAGAGUGUGUUCAGUGUCUGUUGGAGCAGGAGGCCUCUGUGUUGCUGGGGGACUCCAGGGGCCGAACAGCCCUCCAUCUGGCUGCAGCGAAGGGCCACGCAUCCUGGCUCGCUGAGCUGCUGAGUAUGGCCUGUUCUGAACUGCCCAUGCCCCCCCUCCGAGACCACCAGGGGUUCACCCCCCUGCACUGGGCCUGCUACAAUGGUCACGAGGGCUGUGUGGAGGUACUGCUGGAGCAGAAAGGUUGUCGCUGUAUCGAUGGGAACCCCUUCACUCCCCUGCACUGUGCUGUGGUGAAUGAUCAUGAACCCUGUGCCUCACUACUGCUGGAAGCCAUGGGAUCAGACAUGGCCAGCUGUAAGGACGCUAAGGAUCGGACUCCACUCCAUGCUGCAGCGUUCUCUGGUCAUGUGGACUGUGUCCAGCUGCUUCUGGCCCAUGAUGCACCUGUGGAUGCUGUGGACCAAUCAGGGUGCAGUGCGCUGAUGAUGGCUGCAGAGAAGGGAAGAGUCGGGACUGUAGAGGUGCUGCUGACCAGUGCCAACGCCAGCCUGAGGUUGGUGGACCAGAAUGGUAACACCGCCCUCCACCUGGCCUGCAGUAGCGGAAAGGAGGACUGUGUACUAUUCAUCCUGGAGAGGCUGAAGGACACUGUGCUCAUAGCUUCCACCAACGCAGCACUGCAGACGCCCCUCCACCUAGCGGCCCGUAGCGGUCUGAAGCAAGCUGUCCAGGAGCUGCUGUCCAGGGGGGCCAGUGUUCAGAUGUUGGAUGAGAACGGUUUGACCCCUGCUCUGGCUUGCGCUCCUAGCAGGGAGGUGGCUGACUGUCUGGCUCUCAUUCUGGCUACCAUGAUACCUUUCUGCUCCCCUUGCAGCUCCGGUGCGCCCUCCCCAGGUUCCCUCCUGAGAGCCCUACCCAGGGAGGGGAAAAGCUCCCAUGGCCCUCGCAGCCCCAAGGCCCCCUCGGACCCCUCUAGCGAGGGCAGUGCCAGUCAGGGCGCCACUGAAAACGACUCGGACUCAGAAACCUUUUGACCCCUGUGACCCUGACUCUUAUCAGACUACCUGGAUGCCUGAAGAUCAGCACUCUCCCACCACCCGACCAACCUGAUUCCUUGCUUGUGUCCCAGAGCAGAACCUCUCAGUGGGGUUUGUACAGGACUUUGUUCCCCGUAAAGGCUGAAGGGAUGGAGCUUGACCCAUAACCUAACUGUGAUUCUGUCUGCUGGUGCUUCUUCUCCAGAUCACUCUUGGUACUGUGUCUCAGCUUGGCGAUCUAUGACAGGCUGACACCUUUUUUUAUUAAAUACCUUUUUUUAUUAAAGCAAUUUUUUUAUUUUUUAUGAAAAGAGACCCAAGGAUGAAGAAAAGUAGAAUUGUAACCUUUUCUAUUUUGGUUGGUUGAUGUACCAAAUAUUGACUUAACAUAAGUCAUUAUGUUAAUGUUUGUGUCUGGGUAGCCUAGGUAUGCAUUGAAAGGUACACCCUGCUCUGUCUAUCUGCCCAGUGAUGUAUAGCACAAACCAACUGAAGCACAAUUCUAGAAUUCACUUAUAAGCUUAUUAUAGAGAAACAGGGUAGAAUGCUUUCCUCUAGUUACAGUGUUUGUAUAGUCAGAGUAUGGCCUUUAUGCAAAGAAGUGGCACAAUUUUCAACCUCUUGUGUUCCCACACCAAUAGAAAUAUGACAUUGGGCACUGAGUUGUUCCUGAUCCUGUCACGUGGUCAGUUAGGAAACUUCUGUCCCUCGUGUUACAGGUCCAUAGCGUUUCAGUAAAUUACAUGCCCAGAUACAGUAUGUCAGAUCAGGUCUCCAGUGAAGAGGUUGACACCUGUACGGUAUUUAUUCACGUGUAUAUUAUGGUACAAAGGACAGCAGGACCUUGAUCACUCUUCACUUCCUCUACCCCUCCCUCCAUCCUCCUUUACCGCUCUGUCUGUUGGCUACCUACCUGCAAUGUGCCAGUCUCUUAAACUUGUCCAGUGCCUUGUUACACCUUUUAUAUACUUAAAUUUAAAUUCUCCCAAAAAAGUGUAUCCCCUAACGCAGGGUUCUUCAACCCUGUUCCUGGAGAGCUCCCCUCCUGUAGGUUUUCACUCCAACCCUGUUCCUGGAGAG
Molecule: messenger RNA, 4254 nt
Organism: Salvelinus namaycush (lake trout)
Lineage: Eukaryota; Metazoa; Chordata; Actinopteri; Salmoniformes; Salmonidae
Product: serine/threonine-protein phosphatase 6 regulatory ankyrin repeat subunit B-like
Exons: 27
Coding region: 1-3171 (1056 amino acids)
Molecular function (GO): protein binding
Source: RefSeq, a predicted model, not a curated record